UAUAAAUGUUAAGUGAUCCGAGAAGCUAAAACCCCCAACCAAAAACUGAUCAUCUCAAACUUAGCUAAAACAAAAGCAUUUGAUUUAGCUCCCAUCGCCAACCUAAAACUCCAACUACGUUGAUGGAAAGCCUUCGAUGCGAUUGUGAGCACCCGCUCGAAACGGUAGCUGGCAAUGAGAUCGUGAUGAACCCCCUUGAUCUCGGAGAGUUCAGGCGUCAAGGACACAUGGUCGUCGACUUCCUAGCCGACUACUACAAGAACAUUGAGGAGUACCCGGUUCUGAGCCAAGUCGAGCCUGGGUAUCUUUCCAAAUGCCUCCCGAGUUCCGCCCCGCACGAUGGAGAACCCAUGGAGGCCAUGCUUGACGAUGUGCGCCGGCACAUAGUCCCGGGUUUGACUCAUUGGCAGAGCCCCAAUUUCUUCGCCUACUUCCAGAUCAGCUCUAGCACUGCGGCAAUCCUCGGCGAGAUGCUUUGUGCGGGGUAUAACGUGGUGGGGCUCAACUGGGUCUCGUCACCCGCGGCGACUGAGCUUGAGAGCCUAGUCAUGGACUGGCUCGGGAAAAUGCUGGACUUGCCGAGGCCGUUCCUCUUUUCAGGGAAUGGUGGGGGAGUCAUUGAAGGGAAUACCGCCGAGGCCAUCAUUUGUACUCUCACUGCUGCGAGAGAUAGGGUCCUGAGGAGGGCGGGACAUGAUUCCAUCACGAAGCUCGUCGUCUACGGGUCAGAUCAAACGCAUUGCUCGUUCCUGAAAGCUGCCCGGAUUGCAGGAAUCGACCCACAGAACAUCCGGGCCUUGAAGACAACGAAGUCGACCUUGUUCGGCUUGUCUCCAGACUCGCUAAGGAAGGCAAUCUGUUUGGACAUCGAUGCGGGGUUGAUUCCAUUGUACUUAUGUGCCACGGUAGGGACAACUUCCAUCACAGCCGUCGACCCGCUGGCGCCUCUAUGUAAAGUCGCGAGCGAGUUCGACAUGUGGGUCCAUGUUGACGCCGCGUACGCCGGAGCAUCAUGUAUAUGCCCCGAGUUCAGAAAAUUCAUCAAUGGAAUCGAGCUUGCGGACUCAUUCAGCUUCAAUGCCCAUAAGUGGCUGUUGACCUCCCUUGAUUGCUGCUGCCUCUGGGUAAAAGACCCAAAUGCCAUCGUGAAGUCCUUAUCGACAGACCCCGAGUACCUCAAGAAUGAGGCAUCUGAGUCAAAACAAGUUGUGGACUACAAAGAUUGGCAAGUUUCUGUCAGCAGGAGGUUCAGGGCAUUGAAGCUGUGGCUUGUUCUCAGGAGCUAUGGCGUGCACAAUCUGAGGAAUCACAUAAGGAUCCAUUGUCGAUUGGCGAAGCUCUUCGAGGAGCUCGUAGGGGAAGACGGCCGAUUCGAAGUCGUCUUUCCGAGAAAUUUUGCGUUGGUUUGUUUCCGGAUACGUCCUUCAGUAGCCACCAGCAUGUCAAAUGUCCACACGGUCCAUGAAGGAGACGGUGAAGCAUGGAAAUCGAACGAGGCGAACAAGCUCAAUGCACAGUUGCUUCACGCUAUCAAUACUUCGGGUCGGGUCUUCAUGACUCAUGCGGUGAUCGGAGGAGUUUAUGUUCUCCGCUUCGCCGUCGGGGCGACACUGGUGAGAGAGAGGCACGUGACCAUGGCUUGGAAGGUGGUGCAAGAACAUGCAAAUUCUCUAUUUGGCAUGCCGAGGAGUGAGCAACACGCUACAUAAUCCAUUACAGGUGUUGCGCAAAAGUUUGGGCCACACUUUUUCAGCAUUAGGCAACACUCAUUUCAAUAAGCAACACUCGUAACAAAGUGUAGCAUGGUAUCAUCUUCAAUGGCUCUUUUUCAAUGCUUGACAAAAUAAAGAUUGUUGCCAAAAGUUCUAGGCAAAAAAAAAAAAAGAAAAGAAUUGUUGGCCAAAUUGUGGAAGUAAUUGAAAUACA
Molecule: messenger RNA, 1926 nt
Organism: Rhodamnia argentea
Lineage: Eukaryota; Viridiplantae; Streptophyta; Magnoliopsida; Myrtales; Myrtaceae
Product: tyrosine decarboxylase-like
Exons: 2
Coding region: 123-1709 (528 amino acids)
Biological process (GO): amino acid metabolic process
Molecular function (GO): carboxy-lyase activity; pyridoxal phosphate binding
Source: RefSeq, a predicted model, not a curated record